GGAAGAAGCAGCUUUUGAUCUUCACAGACUGUUAAGAAGACGUCAUCAUGGAUUUCAUGCCUUUCUUCAUGGUCCCACUAUCGAAUCUCAUCCUCCACUUGGGUUCAGUUAAAGGAUCAUUUGUAGUGGAUGUGACACAGAGCUCCUAUCAGGCAGAGGAGAACCACAACAUCACACUGGAGUGGACGUUCACCACCAAACCAGACACGCCCAUCUCAUCACUGAAGGUCUUCUGUAUCCUGAAUAAUGGCCAUAAAUACUGGACUUUUUAUCAUCUUUAUGAUGGUGUCGAGUUCUCAGAGGAUGAAGAGUUUUCAGGACGAGUCCAGAGUGACAAAGACGCCCUCAGAGAAGGACGAAUCAGACUCCAGCUGUCCAGACUCAGGACUGAGGACUCGGGUCUGUACCUGUGUGAGUUGGACACAGGUUAUGGCCGCGGCUACAACAGCUGCAGAGUCACAGUCUCUGAUCCAAACUUUGCUAAAACCUCGACGACAGAGAAGUCGCUGCUAACUCCAGAUCAUCAGGACACGACUCCAGCAAAUGGUCGAUCCAGGGUUCCUGUGGUCGUCACUGUCAUCGCUUUUAUAAUCGUUAUAGCUGUUGCUGGUCUUGCUGUACAUUUUUGCUGCCAACAUCAGAAUCGAACUAAGCAUCCAGAGGAUGAUGAGACACAAAAACAACCAUUACCAGUCUAGCUGCCUUGCUCAAAGGAACAUUGGUGUUAAUGAAACUGAGGUGUUUUUUUGUUUUGGUUUUUAUCUUUGCUGGAUCUUCAGUCAGGUUGGGAGUUCAAACCUGCAACCACAGGGAGACAAUCAGGCUCAGCAGUACUGAGAUCAUCAUAUUGACUCUUCUAAAAUUUAAUCUACACUAAAACUUUGCAGCUCUGAGAUGCAGCUGAACCCUCCAAACUGCAACAGCACAAGAAUCGCAGGUCUGUCCAGGGUCAACCUCUUCCUGAUAAUUUCCACCUCGGUUGUCGCUGCUCUUGCUGCAUAUUUUUCUCAACGCCUUCAUCAGGAACUAAAAGCAAGUCUGACGCAGACAAACACGGACAUGUUGUGCUGUCAGACUGACUUCAGACUGAUUUAUUGUUUUGUUCAUCUUUGAUGUGUGAAGUUGCUUUUUUUUUUUUGCUUUUGCUCGUCUGUAUAAACUUUGUUGUGCCAUCAGUGAUGUCAUUACAUAACUUGUGUUUUAUUACUAUUGUUGUAUUUUAUUCAUUUAUUGUUUUUAUUUAUUUUCUGUUUCUUUUGCAGUCACUCUUUUUGUUGUGGCACUGAAUGAAAGUUCUGUGUUUGAAUUUUUUGAACAUGUGUUGUGUUUCAGGGAUAUUUAAAUGCACUACAGGCGUAAACAGUAAAAUCAGUAAAUGGUCAGCAUGGUCAGCAUGAUGGUCCAUGUGUUGAUUUAGUGGUUAGUACUGUGGCCUCACAGCAAAAAGGUUGCUGGUUGAGAAACGUGCUUCUUGUGUUCAUUAGUUAUUCUAAAUUGUGAGGAAACUAAAGUGCUUGAAGUGUUCAGAUUAAAGUGUUGCAUGAAGGAAAAAAAUCUGAUUUGUAGUUAGAAACACUGAGUGGGCAGUAAGACUGAAAUCAAAGCUCAUGUGAUCCACCUGAGCUGCCACUUUUGUUUUGUGUUCUAACUGUUAAUGCUUAAUUAAUACUGAUUAUUAUGAAUGAUAGUUACAAGACAGCAGUGAAGACAGAGUUUAACAGCUGUAAUGGUUUUACAUGGUCAUAGAAUAAAUUAUAAGUGAAUGUUUUUCACGUUUGAUCAAAUAUAUUUAAAUCAUCAUAGGGCUAUGUUAUGUACGCCACAGGUAGGCUGCAUGUUUGUCCUGCGAUUCUUUCUUUUCUUUUGGGACAUUUGAGUUGUAUAGUGACACAUUUGUGGUCCCAGCGUGGUCGUCUUAUUCCUUUUUGACUCCCAAAAGAUUAGACUGGAAGAGAGCACAGAUCUACUAAGACCAGUGGAACGAGCUCUGUCGCUGUUUGUUCAGCGUUUACUUUGUUUGCUGAACAAGGAAGGCGUUCCUUCUGAUUGCUCAUGAAAAGGAAUGAACUAUAAAUAACAGAGUCAUAAAGAACUCCUAUUGUUUCAGAAACUAUGGCACAAUAGUGUCUCCCAGUGAAGAAUGCAGAUAGUUGUUGCGUGACACAGUUUGUUCAUGACUUUUGAACUAGACUCUCCAGCAAUAAACCUGCUGUGUUAUAUUUAGGCUCAGAUAAUAUUUAAAGGCGCUGCUUGAAUGUGCCAAAGUGUGAUUCUGAAUCUUCUCUGCUGAGCU
Haplochromis burtoni (Burton's mouthbrooder) is the source of this 2293-nucleotide messenger RNA. RefSeq lists its product as uncharacterized. Gene Ontology annotation, cellular component: external side of plasma membrane. Bases 48 to 698 code for a protein of 216 amino acids. The transcript has 6 exons. The record is from RefSeq and is a predicted model, not a curated record. Gene Ontology annotation, biological process: immune response; negative regulation of T cell proliferation; T cell costimulation. NCBI's taxonomy places the organism in Eukaryota, Metazoa, Chordata, Actinopteri, Cichliformes, Cichlidae.